AUGGAGUUUUAUUCACCCCAGCCGGAACAUGCGCAAUUGAAUACCGGUGGCAACCAUUACAACCCGAAGACAAAUGCUUCGCAUUUGCUCGGGUUGCUGCACCAGCAGGUGCAGGAUGCUGCCAAGGAGAACCGAUUUGGGAAUGCGAGAAGCGAUGGCGAGGAUAAUAACGUAGGCAUUGAUGCGGUGCUGGAGGAGAACGCUAUUCUGUCGCCACCGCUGUCGCCGGAGCCGGAGGGCCUGGACGAGGAGUACGAGUACGUUUUGGGGACGCUGAACCUUGACGAGAGCAGCGGGGAGGAGCAGCAAGAGAGCAUUCUGGUGAAUCCGUCGUGGACGCCCGGCCUGUCCCCGAGAAUAUACCGCCAUUCCACCCACGGAUUUCUAUCAGAAUACCGGGUGUUCCAGAACGUGAUUAGCAACUCCGAGAGACAGCAAGGCAGUGCUGUGAUGCCAUCGUCGCAUUCAAGAACACUGAGAAGAGCAAGAGUUUACAAGCCAACGGGCUCAGAGUAUGAAAGAAUCAGCAGAACGAGACGAAUGGCGAGAAAUUUCUCUGAAGACGAGCAUUCGGAGACAGAAUUGGAAAUAAGGAGACCUUCGACCCCUAGACGUACUAAGAGAUCUGCCACUUACCAACACCAAAGUCAGCUAACGUCGCCGCUGGCAUCGGCAAAGGCUGUGCACAGUAUACCACAAUAUGUACCCAAUAUGUCCUGGGAAAAAUUGCCGGAUUAUUCGCCCUCGGUUGCAACUCUACCCUCAAAUAAUGUCAAGUGUUUGAAAGUUGAAUGGAAAGGUUCACCAAUGGAUUUGUCGAAUGACCCGUUGAAGGGCAAACUGCAUCCAGCUGAACUGAUACUUGCCCAAGUUUUGAGAUUGCCCUGUGAUUUGUAUUUGGAUUCAAAAAGAAGACUCUUCUUGGAAAAAACGCAUAGACUACAGCAGGGACUACCAUUUAGAAGAACAGAUGCCCAAAAAGCUUGUAGAAUUGAUGUUAAUAAAGCCUCAAGACUUUAUGCAGCUUUUGAAAAAGUUGGUUGGCUGAACGAUUCAAAUUUUAAGAAAUUUCUGUAG
Molecule: messenger RNA, 1077 nt
Organism: Zygotorulaspora mrakii
Lineage: Eukaryota; Fungi; Ascomycota; Saccharomycetes; Saccharomycetales; Saccharomycetaceae
Exons: 1
Coding region: 1-1077 (358 amino acids)
Biological process (GO): chromatin remodeling; regulation of transcription by RNA polymerase II
Cellular component (GO): SAGA-type complex; nucleus
Molecular function (GO): chromatin binding; transcription coactivator activity; protein binding
Source: RefSeq, a predicted model, not a curated record